Myxocyprinus asiaticus (Chinese sucker) is the source of this 8057-nucleotide messenger RNA. RefSeq names its product sodium/hydrogen exchanger 1-like. Gene Ontology annotation, cellular component: membrane. Gene Ontology annotation, biological process: regulation of pH; proton transmembrane transport; sodium ion transport. Bases 925 to 3258 code for a protein of 777 amino acids. NCBI's taxonomy places the organism in Eukaryota, Metazoa, Chordata, Actinopteri, Cypriniformes, Catostomidae. Gene Ontology annotation, molecular function: sodium:proton antiporter activity. The transcript has 12 exons. The record is from RefSeq and is a predicted model, not a curated record.
CAAAGGGUGUGUUUUUAGAGCUGUACGUAUAUUUAUUCCGCAUCACACACUGCAGACAAUGGUAAAGGGACCUGAUGAGUACGAAAUGAUUAGACAGACAUCGAUCAAGUCCUUUAAGAAGCGUUGAAGAGAUUGCAUAAUACUACAACACAAGACAGCAACGUCAUUCGUAGUUUAAGCGACUUUUCUUGCCCUAUGUGUCGGGACAGGACAGCAUGACUUGAUGUUAUCUGAAGAACAAGCCUGAUCGGAACAUUCGGAGUGUUUCAAAGUUGUCAUUGAAUGUCCUUUUUCCUGCAGUGUUUCUGAGCGGCUGCUGAGGAGAUGAUGAUGAUGAUGAUGGAGGAAGGAAAUGCACAUCAGCCAAUUUUACCUUUCAAACACAGUGCAGUGCCUUGAGGGAAUCUUUUAACACGAAUAUCUUUAAUUGCAUGAGUUUUCCUGUUUGUUUCCGACAUAAGGAGGGUCACAGACUUGACAGUCUAAAGUGUGCACACCUGCCUGAUUUAUAUUUCAGUUUAAUUCAAAUGUGCUUCAUUGACGUGAUGAUAAAAGCAUUUGAAAGGACUGCAAAGAGUGAGACUUGAGCAGAAGGGGACAAAUGUUAAAGGAAGUGAAAAUGAAUGAUAAGCAAACAUAAAAAGAUUUCAAUUGCGUUUAUUUCCUGGUUUAUCGUGCCUAGACAAUCUUACCUGGACAGGGUGUGCUGCUCGGUUGAAGUGCUUUAUCAUGCAUAGCAAAAGCCAGGAAGUAGGAAGCCAAAGAGCCUGUCUGAUUUCUGACCAUUCGAAGUUGCAAAAUGAUGCACGAAUUAUCUAGUAAGUUAGAUGCAGUCUUAAUUUAAGAGGCACCGGCAGUCUUAUAUUGUGUUAUUAGUUAAAUAUAGUGUAUUAGAGGGGCUGAUUCCUCUUUAGCACAACCUUUAUGGAGCUCAAGAUGUUCAUCGUGGUCUUGGUGCUCUUGGUUGGCACCCUGAUGCCCCUUGGAGCGACCGCCAGCUCUCCGGAGAUGGGCACCGGCCACGUGAGACCCCAGAACGACCAAGGUCAUGGACAUUCGGAUCACGGAGGCACGGCCACUAACUACACCAAGAAGCCUUUCCCAGUUCUGUCUUUUGAUUAUGAACACGUCCGUCUCCCUUUUGAGAUAUCAUUAUGGGUGCUGCUGGCUUUCUUGAUGAAAUUGGGGUUCCAUUUGAUUCCACAAAUGCCCAGUAUUGUGCCGGAGAGCUGUCUGCUCAUCGUGGUGGGUCUGUUGAUCGGCGGUCUUAUGAAGUUACUGGGUGAUGUCUCAAUAGUGCUCGAAUCCAAGAUCUUUUUCUUCUAUCUGUUGCCACCCAUCAUUCUGGACGCUGGCUACUUCCUGCCCAUACGGGCCUUCACGGAGAACCUGGGCACCAUCCUCAUGUUCGCAGUGGUGGGAACGCUGUGGAAUACCUUUUUCAUUGGUGGUUUUCUGUACGGGGUGUGCCAGCUCGAAGGUGUUCACCUGGCGCAAGUGGACCUCCUGUCCUGCUUGCUGUUCGGGUCCAUCGUCUCGGCUGUCGAUCCGGUGGCCGUUCUGGCCGUGUUUGAAGAGAUCCACAUCAACGAAUUGCUCCACAUUCUGGUGUUUGGAGAGUCAUUACUCAAUGACGCUGUCACUGUGGUUCUCUAUCAUCUGUUUGAGGAGUUCAGUAGUGUGGGUACCAUCACUGUCAUUGAUGCAUUACUGGGUAUCGUGUGCUUCCUGGUCGUGUCGUUGGGUGGUAUCGUGGUGGGUGCCAUCUAUGGCAUCCUGGCGGCCUUCACGUCACGGUUCACCUCGCACACUCGCGUCAUCGAGCCUCUGUUUGUCUUCGUCUACAGCUACAUGGCGUACCUUUCCGCAGAGGUGUUCCACCUGUCCGGUAUCAUGGCUCUGAUCGCGUGUGGUGCUGUCAUGCGUCCGUAUGUGGAGGCCAACAUCUCCCACAAGUCCCACACCACCAUCAAGUACUUCUUGAAAAUGUGGAGCAGCGUGAGCGACACGCUCAUCUUCAUAUUCCUGGGCAUGUCGACGGUGGCCGGGGAUCAUGAAUGGAACUGGACCUUUGUCAUCAUGACUGUCAUUCUCUGCUUGGUUGCCCGUGUUCUGGGUGUCAUCGGCUUGACCUUCAUCAUCAACAAGUUCCGUAUCGUGAACCUGACCACUAAGGAUCAGUUUAUCAUAGCGUACGGUGGUUUGAGAGGAGCGAUCGCCUUCUCGCUGUGCUACCUCCUCGACCCUGUUCUCUUUCCCAGGAAAAACAUGUUCCUCACUGCCAUCAUCACCGUCAUCUUCUUCACUGUGUUUGUGCAGGGUAUGACCAUCCGACCUUUGGUUGACCUCCUGGCUGUCAAGAAGAAACAGGAAACGAAGCGAUCUAUUAAUGAAGAGAUUCAUACGCAGUUCUUGGACCACCUGCUAACAGGCAUCGAGGACGUAUGUGGACAUUAUGGACAUCAUCACUGGAAGGACAAGCUGAAUCGCUUCAAUAAGAAGUACGUGAAGAAGUGUCUGAUAGCAGGCGAGCGCUCCAAAGAACCACAGCUGAUUGCCUUCUACCAUAAGAUGGAGAUGAAGCAAGCUAUCGAGCUGGUGGAGAGUGGUGGGGGUGCUAAACUUCCCUCUGCCCUGCCAUCCACAGUCUCCAUGCAAAACAUCCAGCCCAAAAAGCCUCCUCAUGAGAGAGCUCUGCCUCAACUCACUAAAUCUCGUGAGGAGGAGAUCAGGAAGAUCCUGCGCACAAACCUGCAGAGAACACGCCAGAGACUGCGCUCUUAUAACAGACACACUCUGGUGGCUGAUCCGUAUGAGGACGGCUGGAACGAGAUCCUCAUCAAACGCAAGAAAAUGAUGGAGCUGGAGAAGAAGAUAUCACAGAUGAACAAUUACCUCACUGUUCCGGCUCCACCCCCUGAUUCACCGACCAUCGCACGAGCACGACUCUCUUCUGACCCUCAAGCGUGGGGCAUCAAGCCUGUCAAGGAGAGCAUCCCCACGAUUAAGGUGGAUCUCGCCUCACCUCAGAGCCCAGAGUCCCUCACUAUGGUGGACGAACUGAGCAAGAAGAGUAGCACGCAGAAGGACAACGAGGAAGAGGGUGGUCUGAUGAUGAAACCACCCCCUCCUGCAGAGAGAAAAGACAAGACAGGCGAAGAGGACGAUGGUAAAGAGCCACAGCGCCUCAUGCGCUGUCUGAGCGACCCGGGCCCCAGCGCCGAAGAGGAAGAAGAGGAUGAGCCCUUCCUCCCCUGAGAAAGCGAACGUAUGAAUGAACCACAACUGUCUCCUUGACGACAGAGGAGACGCUACGGUGUUUGCGUUUCUCUGGAGGAUUAGUAAACUGCUGUAAAAUGGAGGACAGGUUUAUUCAGCAGGACGCCAAAAACGAGAAAAUCAGGAAAACAAAACGGAAGAGGAGAGAUCAAAAAAGCAAUUUUUUUUACAUUGUCAUUAUCCUUUUCAUUUUUCAUGGAAUUGUUUCCCUAAAGGUACAAAUUCUGUCAUUAUUUACUCUCCCUCCUGUAGUUUCAAAUACGUAUGCUGUUUUUUAUUUUUAUAUACUUUUUGAAGAAUAUUUGUGCAACUUUCUUCCAUACAACAACAACAGUUUAUAGUAACCACAUCUGUCAAGCUCUCAAAAGUACGAAACCACUAUAAAAGUAGCAUAAAACUCCAGAUAACAUAUGCGCCAUAUUGCAAACCUUUUUUUAAAGCCCUGCUAUAGAUUUUUGUGAGAAAAAGUCCAAUAUUUAGGCCGUUAUUCAGUGAUUUUCACACAUUAGUCAUGUAUAAUUGAACUCAUCAAUCGCAUUUGGCUGUAACACGCAAGAAAAAGAACACAAAACACUAUAAAAGUACCAUACAACUCCAUACAACGUGUGCCCCAAAAUACAAAUCUUUUUAUAAAGACUUGCAGUAGUUGUGUGUGAGGAGCAGGCUGAAAUUUAGGUGGUUAUUCAGCGAUAUUCACACGUCAGUCGUGCAUAUUUGAACUUGUGUGUUGCAUUUGACUACGACACACAAGACAAAAUACAGAACAAUUAUAAAAGUAUCAUAAAUUUCCAAUCAAUGUGUGCAAAAUUCAGAGUUUUCUAGUUGCGUAUAUUUGAACUCGUUUCAUAAAGAAAUACAAAACCACUAUAAAAGUAUCAUAAAACUCAUAUUCCGAAUCUUUUUAUACGAUAGUUUUGUGAGGAACAGGCCAAAAUUUAAGUCGCUAUUCAGUGAUUUUCACGCGUUAAGUCACGUAUAUUUGAACUUGUACAUCGCAUUUGGCUACAACACGUAAGAAAAAAAUGCAAAAACAUUUUUAAAAGUACCAUACAUUUCCAUACAACGUGUGCGCAAUAUUUGAAUCUUUUUACGAAGCCUUACGAUAGUUUUGUUCGAGAAACAGACCGAAAUUUAGGUCGUUAUUCAGUGAUAUUCGCACAUCAGUCGCGCAUAUUUCAACUCGUCUGUCGCAUUUUACUAUGCCACGCAAUAAAAAAAAUGACAAAAGUACCAUAAAUUUCCAUACAACGUGUGCGCAAUAUUUGAAUCUUUUUACGAAGACUUACAAUAGUUUUGUUCGAGAAACAGACCGAAAUUUAGGUCGUUAUUCAGUGAUAUUCGCACAACAGUCGCGCAUAUUUCAACUCGUCUGUCGCAUUUUACUAUGACGCAAUAAAAAAAUUACAGAACCACUUUAAAUGUACCAUCAAUUUCCAUACAACGUGUGAGCAAUAUUCAAGUGUUCUUAUGAAGCAUUACGAUUUUGUUUGAGGAACAGACCAAAAUUUAAGUCGUUAUUCAGUGAUUUUCACGCGUUAGUUGCAUAUAUUUGAACUUGUGUGUAACAUUUGGCCACAACCUUAAAAAAAUACGAAACCACUAUGAAAGUAUCAUAAAACUCAUAUUCCGAAUCAUUUUAUACGAUAGUUUUGUGUGAGGAACAGACCAAAUUUUAAGUCGUUAUUCAGUGAUUUUUACGCGUUAGUCGCUUGUAUUUGAACAAGUGUGUUGCAUUUAGCCAUGACAUGCAAGAAAAAAAUACAAAUCCACUAUAAAUGUUCCAUACAUUUCCCUACAAUGUGUGCGCAAAAUUCCAAACCUUUUGUAUAAAGCGAUAGUGUUGUUUGAGGAACAGGCUGAAAUUUAGGUACCGACCGAUCACAUUCAGUGAUGUUCAUGCGUAAGUCGCGUAUAUUUAAACUCGUAUGUCGUAUUCCGCUAUGGCACGCAAGAAAAAAAUGCAAAACCACUUUAAAAGUACCAUACAUUUCCAUUCAACGUGUGCGCAAUAUUCAAAUCUUUUUACAAAGCCUUACGUUAGUUUUGUUCGAAGAACAGACCGAAAUUUAGGUCAUUAUACAGUGAUAUUUACACAUCAGUCACGCAUAUUUGAACUCGUCUGUUGCAUUUUACUAAGACACACAAUUAAAAAAAUUACAAAACCACUUUAAAAGUACCAUAAAUGUCCAUACAACGUGCACGCAAUAUUUGAGUCUUUUUACAAAGCCUUACGAUAGAUUUGUGUGAGGAACAGACCAAAAUCUAGGCCGUUAUUCAGUGAUAUUCGCACAUCAGUCGCGCAUAUUUCAAAGUACCAUAACACUCAAAACAACGUGUGCGCAAUAUUCCGAGUCCUCUUACGAAGCCUUAUGAUAGUUUUGUGUAAGGAGCAGAUCGAAGAUUUUCAGUGACAUCAGAAGAUUUUGAAUGUAGCGCAAAAACCAUAGAAACUAAUUUUAUGUACUUUUAUUGCAUUUUUUUUUUUUUUUUUUGGAGCUUGACGGGCUGUUGUUGUAUGGAAAAGAGCUGCGUUACGUUUCUCUCUAAAAAAUGAUCCUGUUAUGUUUCACAUACAAAAUAACAGCAUUCAGGUUUGCAGUGACAUGAGAGUGAGUAAAUAAUGACAAAAUUUAGAUUUUGGGGUGAACUAUUACAUUAAAGCUAAAGCUGUGUCCUAACCAGCUGCAACCACGUCGAGCAACUGGGUAGCUCUGCCCACUGUGAAAUCUCAUUGGUCCAAAAACCCGCUCCACGUAUUGAUAUAUUAAACAUCAAAAAUGUUCUGAUUGGCUGUGAUUGUGUCAUGUUGCAUUUUCACGUUUAUGUGGACAGACUUGUUGCAUCACACCUGGUUAGGACACCGUGUAAGUAAAUAUCGCCGCACCUUUACCUUUGAAUAAAUAAAAUAAAAAAUGAAGGGAACCGAUCUAUGCAUUACCAAAGGACAACACCGUUUAGUCUCGCACUAUAUUCAGGUCUAUUGCUUUUUUUGUUUUCCUUUUUCCUUUUAAAGCAUUGAUGUUUUUAUUCAGUUUGUGCACACGAAUUGCCUUUUUUGUUUUCGCGAUGAGGCACGCAGGUGUCACUAGUCAUUGUUUACCUCUAGGGGUUUUACACCUGUUUAUCAGGAGCAAUAUGAAACCGGUCACAUUAUGGCCUUUCCUAUAUUUAUCAGUCAGAUGGUGCGUAUUUACACUGGCUUAUUAUUCUGUUGACGCUAUGUGUCUGGCUUUCACACGUUAUUAUGACGUCAUCAGACCACUCUGAGGAAAAAGUAAAUAUUCAUUGUGACUGCACAAAAGGAUGUACAAAUAAAUAGGCUAAAUGUAUUCUGAAAUCCAAAACAAUCACACCAAAAUAUAGUUAAUUUUAGCUGCUAAGGUGAUUCCAGACUGAAUGAGUAAUUUGAACUGUUUAGACUGUGUUUGCUUGUACUUUAUGAAACAUCAAAGAUAUUCCCUUUAAAUGCACUCAAGCGCUUUCAAGUGAUCGGUAAUGACCACUUUGAAAAAGAUCUGGACCAUCGUAUCUGCAAACUUCGAUUUAAAGGUAUAAUUCUGUCAUUAUUUACUCGAGCUCAUUUAAUUCCAAACCUGUUUGUUCUUAUUUUUUCUACGGAACACCGUAGAAAAGUACUUUUAUGUUGCUCUUUUCCAUACAAGUGCUUUAAUUGCCAACAAAAUAUCAUAAAUGUAUCAUAAAAGUAGUCCGUGUGACUCAUGCAUUAUACUGUAAAUCAUGUCAUAGCUUUGGGUUAGAAACAGCCCCGAAUUUAAGUCUUUAUUCACUGAAAAUCUUUCUACUAGAGCUCUCGAUUCUAUUCUCGAUUUGAGAGCUCUGUCAGAUGGAGAAGAUAUUUAGGGCAUGUCUUCUUAAAUUCGGUUCUGUUUUUAUUCAAAGCUAUCAUUUAUUUUAGACUUGGAAAAAUGACACGCGUGUGAGUAAAUAACAACAGGUGAACUAUUCCAAGCAGUCGACACUUUCACGAAACCCUUCACCAGGUAGCUCUGUAGCCAUACAUGUUUAUAUAUUAAUUUUUUACUGCAAGCAUGGUAAAAAAAAAAAAACACCAUGGUGGUGCACAGUGUUCAUGAAUGUUGAUUUGCAUUACACGACCCCAAAUAGUUUGAUUGUAUCCUGGAAGAACUAUGCAGAGUCGCUGGAGUUAAAGAAGAGGUCUUAUUACACCCGUACAUUGAAUUAUUCCCUUAAAACCUUUGCACCAUGAGUAUAACAACACUAUCCUUUGAUUCUCCACCGAUACGAGAGGACAUUUGCGCAAGUUCAAGACAUUGUCCUGCUCUGUCGGUGCACUGCCUAUUUUAAAAAUGAAUCAAAGAAAAUACUAGAUUGCAUGCACAGAGAGUAGAUUAGACUUAUUUUAAUGUGAGAAAACAUGAUAUCUAUAUAUUUUAUGUGAGCUCUGUUGAUGUCUAUAGUCUGCUUUGAAGUAUUACAAUGCUAAUGAUAAAUUAUUUUCCCUCUUAAAAACUUUCUGUGCUAGUUUUGGACUUGUCGAGUGCUUCUUUGGCCUUUGAAAAGAGAGGACAUCCUCUUAUUUGGCCUUUUUGGUUAACUUGCUAAGGAGCUACGCAAAUUGUACUGCAAAAAGUGUACUUUUCUUAAUCAGUAUUUUUGUCUUGUUUACUAUCUAAACAUCGUAAAAACAAGACUACAUACAGUUGUGCUCAAAACUUUGCAUACCCUGGUAGAAAUUGUGAAAUUUUGGCAUUGAUUUUGAAAAUAUGACUGAUCAUGCAAAAAAAAAAAAAAAAAAA